AAAUAACAGUUUUGAAACCUCCCAGUCCCGUUUUCAAAUAAUGUGGUUCAUUUUCAUAUAGAUAGAAAAAAUGCUUCCAAGCUUUUUUAUUGUAAGGCAGAUAAAUUGCAUAUCGAGGGUACAGAAACGGUUCGCGGGUCAUAACAAAUGGUCCAACAUCAAACACAUCAAAGCGGAAAAGGAUGGGCAGCGGUCUCAGCUUUUUUUCAAACUGAGCCAAAAGAUAAAAGUUGCUAUUCAAGAAGGAGGAUCGGCGAACCCAGACACCAAUUUACAGCUAGCUCAAGCAAUUGAAAAUGCCAAGAAGAACCAGAUGCCGAUUGCUACCAUCCAGAGCACUAUAAAUGCCUUUCAGAUGGAUAAAGCAAAAGUGACCUCAUUUUGGUUUGAACUCAAAGGUCCGAAAGGUGCCUUUUUUGUCAUCAGUACAUUAACUGAUAAUGUGAAAAAGACAAAAUACACCAUUGCUCCUCUCCUUCGUAAACACGGGUUAACAUUUGCAGAAAACAGUACCAAACAUCUGUUUGACUACAAGGCUGUAAUAACGGCUAAACCUCCUCCAGAUGUCAAGGAUCCGGCUGAGGAAACUGUCGACCAUGCCAUUGAGUGUGGCGCUGAAGAAGUUUUGGCUUCUGAGGUAGAAGAGAACCUCUUUGACUUUAUAUGCUCGAUGGACCAGAUAAACCACGUCAAAGGAAAACUGUUGAAAAUGAAUUACACAGUUGAAAAGGCUGAUUUCAACCUGAUACCUAUAUCAAGGGUAGCACUUACUGAUGAUGAAAUGGAAACGAUGAGUAAGUUGGUGGACAAACUUGAAGCCUUACCAGAAGUGAUUAGGAUUUAUGAUAAUAUUCUUUAACUAUUAUGUUAAUAUCAGUUUAAACUAAAUAUGUACAUAAAAAUAGAAGGUAAAAAACGGGAUAAUUUUAAUAAAUAUACAAUAUUAAAAAAAAUAUAUAUAUAUAUCACAGACAUUCUUUGUUUUUCUUCUUUUUCUUUUUAAAAAUGUUUUGUUCAUUUUCAACUUCACAAUCACCAUUUUGUGAAUAGAUAAAGUCUGUACAAUUUUUCCGUUUUGUUUUCUUCUUUUUUCUUACUGAAUCUAGACUAAUUUCACUAUUUACUUCUUGUGAUAUUUCAUUCUGUUCUUGUAUUCCAUAUUUAUGCCCAAAUUUAUGUUUUUUCUUCUUAAUACUAUUUAUUUCAUCAUU
Molecule: messenger RNA, 1211 nt
Organism: Cimex lectularius (bed bug)
Lineage: Eukaryota; Metazoa; Arthropoda; Insecta; Hemiptera; Cimicidae
Product: translational activator of cytochrome c oxidase 1
Exons: 5
Coding region: 71-859 (262 amino acids)
Cellular component (GO): mitochondrion
Source: RefSeq, a predicted model, not a curated record